Molecule: messenger RNA, 2585 nt
Organism: Aedes aegypti (yellow fever mosquito)
Lineage: Eukaryota; Metazoa; Arthropoda; Insecta; Diptera; Culicidae
Product: choline/ethanolamine kinase
Exons: 9
Coding region: 563-2104 (513 amino acids)
Biological process (GO): CDP-choline pathway; phosphatidylethanolamine biosynthetic process
Cellular component (GO): cytoplasm
Molecular function (GO): ethanolamine kinase activity; choline kinase activity
Source: RefSeq, a predicted model, not a curated record
UCAGUCCGCUCGAGACAUCCGUCAUUAGCACUUCGCUAUUCUUUUGGGUCAAGAUUGAAUGCCAGGAUCGUGUUCGCUUUAAACAGACUGUUUUCGCACAUUUUUUGCACGUUUUGCAAUCGUAUCACAUAGGAAGGAAACAAAACCGAGUUCGCAUGAUCAUAUCCUAUCAAGGCUGAUUGCUUCCGAAUCGGAUUUCAUACAUACUGUUCGAUUGCGUGCAACUUCUGCAACGCAUUAGAAGCUGGGAUUUUGCGCAAAUAUUGUGUGAUUUUUUUUUUCUAAAUAUAUCCAUUCAGUCGUACGUCGUAAAAAAAAAGUGGGGUAAUAGUGUGAUUUUUAUAAAUAACCAUAAAUCAGUGGAAUAUUUUUCGUGAGUGAAAAGUGCAACGGAAUAAGGAAGCAUAAGUGACAACACAUCAUCCGUUACCAGAGUUAAUUAUUCAAAGUUUCAAGUCCGGUUAAUUUCGAAGAACUGAUAAUCGGUGCUACUAUACUGAUAGCACGUACCCACCUAGUAGCUUAGACGGUACAAAAGGGGCGGCGUCGAGGGAAAUCGACCAUGCAUUCGAUGAUGAUAAAGCGAAGUAUAAUGAUGGAGCGUCUGAUGGAGGCGUCCAAAUCGGAAUCCGAUAUGAGGGAUAUUGCGGCCAGGAUCUGCCGGGACUACCUGACCGGUGCCUGGAAGACCAUACCAGCGGAGGAUCUCCAGCUAAAGCGCAUCAGUGGUGGUCUUUCCAAUUUCCUGUAUUACGUCAGGCUUCCCGACCAGCAGAAUGGCAGUUCCCCGAAAUCCUCGAACCAUUGCUACAAACGUGCACGCAAGGACAGCUAUUCCAACAUGCUGGAACCGAAAGAGGUCUUACUUCGCAUUUACGGACAGACUCACGGUGAAAGCGCACUGGAAUCAAUGCUCACUGAAUCGGUUGUAUUCACGCUUCUGAGCGAGCGUAAACUGGGACCAAAGCUGCACGGAAUCUUCCCCGGUGGAAGAAUCGAGCAGUAUAUACCGGCACGUGCAUUAACGACCUCGGAGCUGAGUGAUCCGAAAAUUUCGCUCAAGAUCGCCGAAAAGAUGGCAGCCAUCCACAGCUUGGAUAUUCCCGUCUCGAAGGAGCCGGACUGGUUGUGGAACACGAUGAACCGUUGGCUGAAGAGCGUCGAGACAACGCUGGAGACGUUCCGGAAGGAUCAAACCAAUGGUAACAAACGGAUCGACGGCGAUGAAAUCAUCACUGACUUAGACCUGCGGGCGGAAGUCGAGUGGCUUAAGUCAGUUAUCGACCGUGAAGAUCAUCCAGUUGUAUUCUCACACAAUGAUUUGCAGGAAGGUAAUAUCCUGUUGAGGGAAGACUAUUCGCCUUCUACCGGUUUGGAAAAUUUCUGCACCCUGGACCAAUUCGAUGAAUCCGCGCAGUUAGACUCUCACUUUAGCUCAAUUCUAAUUUCCAAUUCUAAUGGCAGCACUACCGCUUCAAAUAGCAGCAAAGUCGACGUGAAUAGUUCCGUCGAUACUGGUAGCGACACUGUAAGCUACGGAAAUCGGAAUCCAAGGAAACGUUCGUUGGAUGAACCGAUUGAAAAUGAAAUGGAUAGUACAAGAGAUUCAGUCCUUAGCGGUACCUCACAAUCACUAUCUGACCAACCAUGUGAUGGAGAACCCGAGCUUAUGAUCAUCGACUUUGAAUAUUGUGCCUACAACUAUCGUGGUUUCGACCUGGCCAAUCAUUUUCUUGAGUGGACCUUCGACUACACCAACUCGGCGGCGCCUUACUUCUUCCACAGGCCAGAGCAGUACCCCAGCAGGGAACAGCAGGACAAGUUUAUUGCAGUGUAUCUAGCGAGGACAGCUGGCGGUUUCAAGGAUGGACAGGAGCCUAACGCUUUGGAGAUUGAUGAUGUGCGUCGGGAAGUGCAGUGUUUCACGCUGGCGUCCCACCUGUUCUGGAGUCUGUGGGCGAUAGUCAACGUGUAUCAGGAGAUCGAGUUUGGAUACUGGGAGUAUGCAAUCUGCCGCCUGAACCAGUACGUCCGAUGCAAGAAGCUGUACAGCGAGCUGAUCAAAAAUUCGGGAAACCUACCGGUCACAGACCCGGAAAAGUAAAACAAAGAUAUCACACGUCUUCUGUUACUGAAUAUCGAAUGAUUCCUCUCUUCUUCAACCUCGUGCACCUGCGUGAGGUGCGACUAGAGGGGAUAAUCCUACCACACAUCACCUACACACAGUCACAAAUCCAGUAUACCAGAUCGGCUAGCGCAAAAGCAAUGGCGGCACGCUGGAUCACCAACGCCUAAAAUCGAAUCGAAUGAGAUAUUGAUGUGGAAUCUAUAACUGUGAAGGCUAGCGUUUAUAGAAUCCCGAGAAAUGGCAACUGUGCUUAAAGCGGACGAUACAUGUGUCCUACUCCGGUAGGUGCCAUGACUUGUAAUUGUACCAGUAUUAGUGGCCAUUACUUUUACAUUUAUGAGACACACGAAAAAGAGUACGUCAUUACAACUCGAAGAGCGUUUAUUUAACAAACAAACAAAAAUCCAAGCAUUUCCACCUGAGUAGUAACUACUGAUUAAAUUCUUUUAUCUUUUAA